CAAGUUUAUCAGCAGGCGAACAAUGAUGGAAACACGCAAAAGAAGACGCCUGUCUGACAGCACCAAUUUGGAAUCGGAGCCACAAACUCCACAGGAUGGUCAGAAGAGCGAAUCUCCCAAGGGAGAAGCUCAUUCAUCCUCAAAGAAAGCCCAUCGCAGAACGCUUUUCGUGCGAUCAUUACCCCCGUCCGCAACCACAGAGUCGUUAACGGAAUACUUUUCACAAUCCUAUCCUAUAAAACAUGCCACAGCUGUUGCCGAUCCGCAAACAAAGCAAUGCAAGGGUUAUGGAUUUGUGACUUUUGCAGAUGUUGAAGAUGCCCAGCGAGCUCUAGGGGAAUUGAAUGGUUCCGUGUUUGACGGUCGGAAACUGAAAAUCGAAGUCGCUGAGCCGCGCCACAGAGAGAUUGAUGAAAAAAUUGGGAAAAGUGUGCCUUCUGCUGAGGCGACAAAGCUGAAGGAAGAAAGGGAGCAACGGAGAAAAGAAGCCCGACCGCCAAAGCUUAUUGUUCGAAACCUGCCAUGGAGCGUGGGGGAACCCGAACAAUUAGCUGUGCUCUUUAGAAGCUAUGGCAAAGUGAAACAUGCUGUUAUUCCAAAGAAGGGAUCCCGCCAUGCCGGCUUUGGUUUCGUUGUAAUGAGAGGGAAGAAGAAUGCCGAGAAAGCGCUUGAGGGAGUUAACGGAAAAGAAGUAGACGGAAGGACGUUAGCGGUGGAUUGGGCCGUUGAUAAAGAGGUUUGGGAUACUUUGCAACAGCCUACAGACAAUACGGCAGGGAAACUAGAAGAUGGACAGGCGGCUGUGGAAAACGGAGUUGAUGGACAUUCUAGAGUAGAGAACGACUCUGCCAAAUCAGAUGAUGCCAUUGAACUAGGCACGGAUGUUGACGCUGAAAUGGAAGACGUUGACUUCCAUGGCUCAGGAGACGAAGAAGAUGAAGAAGACGAGGAGCAAGAGGAUGACGAUGACGAGGAAGGAGACGGUGAUGAUGAUCGAAAUGCGUCCACCGUGUUCAUUCGAAACCUCCCUUUCAGCGCCACAGACGAGACCCUUUAUGAACAUUUUACCCGGUUCGGCGCCGUUCGUUACGCAAGAAUAGUCGUUGAUCCUGAAACCGACCGUCCUAGGGGAACUGGUUUUGUCUGUUUCUGGAAGGAAGACGAAGCUAAAGCAUGCAUCCGUGAAUCACCGAAGCGGACAGAAGAAGUACUAUCUAAGGAUUCGAAGCAAAAAUCUGCCUUUGCAAUCAAGAAGUCUGUCCUUGAAAAUGAGCAAGCGGAUCCUUCAGGCAAAUAUACCAUAGAUGGUCGUGUGUUACAAGUAUCCCAGGCAGUAAGUCGGAAGGAAGCGAGUAGGCUUGAAGCUGAAGGAUCCUCGCGUCGUGAUGCCCGAGAUAAAGAUAAACGGAGACUCUACCUAUUAUCUGAAGGAACGAUUCCUACAAAUUCACCCUUAUAUUCCAAGUUAUCUCCAUCCGAAGUUAAAAUGAGAGAAGCCAGUGCCAAACAGCGACAGAAGCUCAUAAAAAGCAACCCAAUGUUGCAUAUUAGCCUUACUCGACUUUCGGUUCGAAAUAUUCCAAGGCAUGUUGAUUCCAAGGUUCUAAAGCAGCUAGCACGGGAGGCCGUCGUCGGUUUCGCAAAGGAUGUCAAGAGUGGUCACCGCCAACCAUUAUCAAAAGAAGAGCUCUCCAGGAGUGCUGAACUCAUGAAAGAGCAGGAAAAGCUACGGAAAAUUAAGGGAAAGGGAAUUGUGAAACAAGCCAAAGUAAUAUUUGAAGGAAGAGAAGGUAGCAAGAUCUCAGAAACAAGCGGAGCAGGACGCAGCAGAGGAUACGGAUUUAUCGAGUAUACUUCUCAUAGAUCCGCAUUGAUGGGUUUGCGAUGGUUGAAUGGCUACGCUGUGGGUGUUUCACCUGGAUCUUCGAAAAUCGACCCGGACGAGAAAAAGAAGCGCCUUAUUGUGGAAUUUGCCAUUGAAAAUGCGCAGGUAGUGAAGCGAAGACAAGAAGCGGAAAUGAAAGAUCGCACUCAAAAUGAAAAGAAAACGUCGACUAGGGAAGGCUCGGAUGCUGUUAACAGCUCUGGAGGAGCAAAACGUGAAUUGAAGCGGAAACGAGGUGAUCGAUCAGCAGAUGCACGCAACGCGAAGAAGGCCAAAUCCUCAAUUCUGGCGUCCAAUGGUGCGGAUAAAUCGGAUGAUCAGAAUCAUAUCGCGAAAAGGAACCGUAUAAUUGCGAAAAAACGCAUGCUGAGGAAAACGAGAAAAGGGAAAUAAGGGCAUUGGUCUUACAUGGUCCCAAGACACCCAGCUUGUCAAUUAGCAAACAGGCUUUCAUCUCAAGAAAAGAAGGAUUUCCUUUCUGUGACGACGUCUGUCCUGUAUAUACUCGCUGUAGUUAUUACGGGCUAUCUACAGCCUCCAA
Coccidioides posadasii C735 delta SOWgp is the source of this 2426-nucleotide messenger RNA. It is a transcript of the gene NOP4, whose product is annotated as RNA recognition motif-containing protein. Gene Ontology annotation, cellular component: nucleolus. NCBI's taxonomy places the organism in Eukaryota, Fungi, Ascomycota, Eurotiomycetes, Onygenales, Onygenaceae. Gene Ontology annotation, molecular function: mRNA binding. The record is from RefSeq and is a predicted model, not a curated record.